AUGAAGUAUUCCAUUUCUCUGAUAAAUUCAAAGUGUAGAGUGACCUCUAAUAAUUCUUCCUCUAAAGAGAGAAUUCUGUUUAUCUUUUGUCAUAUUUCAGACGUAUUGUGUAAAAGUCGUGGGAGUAAAGUCAAAUCGGACGAUGGUAAGAUUGUUGGCGGGAAUGAAACUACCAUAGAACAGCAUCCCCAUAUGGCGUAUUUAUUGUUGUUUAACGGGACUGUCGACUUUCAAUGUGGUGGAUCCAUCGUCAAUAGGUUCCACAUUGUCACCGCUGCUCACUGUCUUACAGACAUAAUAAGAGUACGGAUACGGAUUGGCAGUACACGUUCUAAUAGUGGAGGAGAGAUGUAUGAAGCUACGUCAUGGUUCACACACCCAAUGUAUGAUAGUCAAACAAGCGACUACGACGUCGCCGUCGUCAGAGUUGCUUAUGGUAUGACUCUAAAUGGUGUCACUACGAAGGCAAUACGUAUGGUCAGUAGGGCAAGUGAUGUGGAAGACGGAGAAGAUGUCACCGUCACUGGAUGGGGCACUACUAGUGUGAGUAUCCAGGAAGGUGGUUCUACAUCUACAGAGUUAAUGGAGGUGACAAUACCCGCAGUUAACAGGACUGGUUGUAAUACACUCAUUGGCAAUGGCGAGAGCAUCACUUCAAGAAUGUUCUGUGCCGGUCUACCAGAAGGAGGAAAGGAUAGUUGUCAGGGUGAUUCUGGUGGUCCGGCGGUAGUGGACGGUCUGCUUGCCGGGGUGACUUCGUUCGGAUUUGGAUGUGCUCGUCCGAAUUCACCUGGAGUUUACACGAGGAUCGGACAAACAGUGAUCAGAAGCUUUAUCCGUUUGACAAGUGGAUCAUAAUUUAAUGACUUACAUUUUCACGAAGUUCUUUUUCAUGUUAUAGUAUGUUACUUUAUUUUUGGGCACAACUUGUAUUUACCGCUCUCACAAAUGUUGUUUAAUCACUUAUUUAAAGGAAAUAAAUUAUAUUGUUUGUUGUUAUUGUUAUAUUGAUAAAAAUAUAAUAAAGGCAAUGUGAAGAUUAAAAUGUGUUGUUUGACUGUUAUUUUUAAACCCGACGUAAAAAAGGGGU
Trichoplusia ni (cabbage looper) is the source of this 1090-nucleotide messenger RNA. Its product is annotated as trypsin-3-like. The coding region runs from base 1 to 858 and encodes 285 amino acids. Lineage: Eukaryota; Metazoa; Arthropoda; Insecta; Lepidoptera; Noctuidae. Gene Ontology annotation, molecular function: serine-type endopeptidase activity. Gene Ontology annotation, biological process: proteolysis. The transcript is spliced from 5 exons. The record is from RefSeq and is a predicted model, not a curated record.